This is a messenger RNA of Aspergillus caelatus, 348 nucleotides long. RefSeq lists its product as uncharacterized. The transcript has a single exon. NCBI's taxonomy places the organism in Eukaryota, Fungi, Ascomycota, Eurotiomycetes, Eurotiales, Aspergillaceae. The coding region runs from base 99 to 290 and encodes 63 amino acids. The record is from RefSeq and is a predicted model, not a curated record.
GAUUAUUAUUAUGAUAUGACUGAUAUGUUCUACGAUGAAAAAUGCCUGCUAAUGUUUUAUGUUGAUGCUGCUUUCUGGACAGUUGGGCCACGACAUAUAUGUGGCCCUUUAUACAUGCCUUGGUUCUGUCUUUUCAUUUCCUUUGUCAAAUACUUCUAUACAGGUCUCCUCUCAAAGAGGUUGGCCUUUGCUUCUGCACAUGGCUUUACUGUUGGGCGUUCGCCCGUGUCAUUCAUUCCUUUGAAUUACAUUUCUUUUGUCAAUCAAAUCUAUGUAAUAUGAAAUCAUAAUUUGCAUCACAUAUACUUCUAAUCUCUUGGAUCAAUUGACCACAAUAUGAGACUCACA